Messenger RNA from Pteropus alecto (black flying fox), 3330 nucleotides. RefSeq names its product 1-acylglycerol-3-phosphate O-acyltransferase 5 (gene AGPAT5). The transcript has 8 exons. Gene Ontology annotation, cellular component: mitochondrion; endomembrane system. Lineage: Eukaryota; Metazoa; Chordata; Mammalia; Chiroptera; Pteropodidae. Bases 38 to 1135 code for a protein of 365 amino acids. Gene Ontology annotation, molecular function: acyltransferase activity. The record is from RefSeq and is a predicted model, not a curated record.
AUUGCCAGUGCAGCGUUCCACGCGCGGGGCCGGGAAGAUGCUGCUGUCCCUGGUGCUCCACAUGUACUCGAUGCGCUGCGUGCUGCCGGCGGCCGUGCUGCUGGGCACGGCACCCACCUACGUGCUGGUCUGGGGGGCCUGGCGGCUGCUGUCCGCCUUCCUGCCCGCCCGCUUCUACCAGGCGGUGGACGACCGGCUCUACUGCAUCUAUCAGAACAUGGUGCUCUUCUUCUUCGAAAACUACACCGGCGUGCAGGUAUUGCUAUAUGGAGAUUUGCCAAAAAAUAAAGAAAAUAUAAUAUAUUUAGCAAAUCAUCAAAGCACAGUGGACUGGAUCAUCGCCGACAUGUUGGCCGUCCGGCAGAACGCCCUCGGGCAUGUGCGCUACGUGCUGAAGGAUGGGCUGAAAUGGCUUCCGUUGUAUGGGUGUUAUUUUUCUCAGCACGGAGGAAUCUAUGUGAAGAGGAGCGCCAGGUUCAAUGAGAAGGGCAUGAGGAGGAAGCUGCAGAGCUACGUGCGCGCGGGGACCCCGAUGUACCUUGUGAUUUUUCCAGAGGGAACAAGGUAUAAUCCCGAACUAACAAAAGUCCUUUCAGCUAGUCAAGCAUUUGCUGCUCAAGAAGGCCUUGCAGUAUUAAAACAUGUGCUGACUCCAAGGGUAAAGGCAACUCAUGUUGCUUUCGAUUCUAUGAAGCAUUACUUAGAUGCAAUUUAUGAUGUUACAGUGGCUUUCGAAGGGACCGUGGAUGAUAAAGGGCAGCGGAGAGAAGCGCCAUCCAUGGUUGAAUUUCUCUGCAAAGAAUGUCCAAAAAUCCAUAUUCACAUUGAUCGUAUAGACAAAAAAGACGUACCAGAAGAACGAGUAUGUCUGAGAAGAUGGCUCCACGAACGUUUUGAAAUAAAAGAUAAGUUGCUUAUAGAAUUCUAUGAUUCACUGGAUCCCGAAAGAAGAAACAGAUUUCCUGGGAAAAGUGUUAAUUCUAAACUAAGUCUCAAGAAAACUUUGCCGUCCUUGCUGCUCCUCGGCGGCCUGACCGCCGGCAUGCUCAUGACCGAGGUGGGCCGGAGACUCUACGUGAAGACGUGGGUGUGCGGGACGCUGGUCGGCUGCCUGUGGGUCGGCAUCAAGGCGUAAGCGGGCCGCGGUCUCACUGCUGGUGCUGCGCGUGCAUCAGGUUGUGUCCUGAGUUAAUGAGAAGUGUAAAUAAAGCCUUGUUGGUUGAACAUUGGAGAACACUGAAUUUCUGACGAAAGGCGACACGCGCUUGGUCUUGGGCGGACGCGCACGGUGGCACCGCCUUAGCGCUGCAGCCGCCGGAGAGGGAAGCGCUGAGCAGUUCGUGCCGCGCGCUAGCGUUGACUUCGGAAGACCUUAGGAUCGUGCGAUUUGCUCUUGCUUUGUGUCAUUUGCUAUUGUUUUUGUAAUUCAGGUAGCUGCGUUCAAGAACAUUCAUUUGCAAUACAUGUCACCAUAUUUGUCAUUUUUGGUUUUUUAUAACUCGACUGCUCCAGACUUACCACUAAAGUGUUUAGUACCUUGCAGCUUUGUAACGUGUUGUUUGCUUAAUUUCUCCAAGUCAGUGAAAAAAACUGUAUUUAACUGUUGAGAAGGGUGAAGGGAAGGGCCAAGAAAUGGUCAUGCGGGAGAAGCUCUGGUCAGAACCUGCUUUUAUUACGUUACAUUAUGAGCUGAUUUUACUUACUUUAUAUUUGCAAAAUAAUUAACUUUCUGAUAUUUAUUGCAACAGCUUAAUUUGCACACCCUGUACUCUAUACAAAAGGAUAAUGUAUAAAACAUGAGAAUUAAGUGUAAGUAUAAAUCGUGACCCUGAUUCUUAUAGCAAAACUUUAAAUUGCCCAAAUCUAAAAGCUAGGCUCUUAGAACUUUGCAACAUCCGUGCCACAAGUACUUGAAAACCUUAAGGUUUCCUGUCGUUUUAUAUAUACAUAUGUAAAAAUAAUCAUUGUGCACCUUUGCUGGACCUGGAUCCACAGACAUUUGAGGUGAUGGGAGCCUUCAAACGUCUGACCGGAUUUACCGGCACGUGCCUUUUGCCUGUUGCGCUUGGGUUCAGUGAAAUAUUUAAUCCAGAAACCAUGUUUGGUUCAUCAUGGCCAGUUGUCGCUGUCCCCGAGCUCUCUCCCUUCCGCUCGCUGGCGGUGUCGGCAGGGCGUGCGCAGCCAGCGGUGCUUGUCCUCGUGGAGGCGGGCUGUUGCAGCUCCGGGGAGCGCUUCGCUGGCCGCAGGAAAGACGUUUUGUUUGUCUCACGCCCAGAAAAUCCUCCUUCCGCAGCCCAGCGAAACGCGGGCUGAAUCCCUCAGGCCCGAGCGAGUGCGCGUAGUCCCACUUGUUCAGUGGGACGCGAGUAAUCCGUGUCAGGGCCCGCCACGCAGCUUUCGGUGGCGGGGUAGUAGAGCUGGGGAGGCAGGCGCCUGCCCCGGUGCGAUCUGCUCCGUUUCUGUGUUCAUUUAAACCCCACCGCCCACGAGGUUUUCCAGGUAACAUUUCCUCUUCCUGCCAGUGAGUUUCUCUUGCACAGUUGUGUGAGUGCCCCCGAGGGAACUCUCCGGUUCAAUCACGACACCUUCGAAGAGUGGGGAGCGCGGACUGGGUUGUCUCUGAGCGUGCAGGUGCACACACACUCCUGUGCUCACGUUCCCGCAGCCCGGGGGGCCCGAUCAUGGGCGGCUGUCAGUAAAACUUUUGAAAAGUGUUGUCAUGCCAAACUGCAAUUUUCUCUUACCGGUAAAGUGAAAUUUAGGUCAAUCACAUGUCUUUGUUAAAUACUUUUCUUUUAAUGUCCUAAAGUUAGAACCUAUUUCUAAUUAGGUCAAAAUCAAUGUAAGUCGUGUGACUUACUUUGAACAUCAUGGAUACGCCCUAAAUUUACGUUUUAAGAAGCAGCACCAUGAGAAUUGUGGUGACCGUAACUGACUUUAGGAAGGUGGAAGUGAGCUGCGUGGGAUGGCUUGGACAUCGUGCUUCUGAUGACGAAACGUACACAUUCUUCUCACGAAAGGUCUGUUAAAUGCUCAUUUAAAAAUUUUUUGUACCAAAAUAUUUGGAAACUGAGAAGCUUCUUUUUAACAUGUAUCGCUGUGACUUGAACUGUUAUUUUCUAGGUUUAGAGCGCUUCACCGACGGCGCAUCUUUUCAUGUAGUGUCACCUAAGCUCUCGCUCCUGUCGUUACUGUUGUUAAUUCACGGUGUGGUUACUACUUCGUUUUUCUUUGUAAGAAUGCCGUCAGUGCGCAUGCUUUUAUGUUUUUCAGAAAAGGAUGUGUUUGGUUAAGAGUCAGAGGGAAAAUAAAAUCUUCCACUGUCUCCGA